GCGCCGUCGAGGAUCACGUGACUAACUGUAUAUAAUCUCGCUGCAGCUCAGCCGGCGUCAGUACAGCCAAGAACACAGACGAGAGACAUAGUGCAAGCAUACAUUAAACAUCAAAAGUUCGUACAUCAUCCAGAUCUUCGUGAAAACCCUCACUGGGAAGACCAUCACUCUUGAAGUAGAACCUUCAGACACCAUUGAAAAUGUCAAGGCAAAAAUUCAGGAUAAGGAAGGCAUCCCCCCAGACCAGCAGAGGUUGAUCUUUGCUGGUAAGCAGCUAGAGGAUGGCCGAACACUUUCCGACUACAAUAUCCAGAAGGAAUCUACACUACAUCUUGUUCUCCGUCUUCGUGGUGGUAUGCAGAUUUUCGUCAAAACCCUCACUGGUAAGACCAUCACACUUGAGGUUGAACCUUCAGAUACAAUUGAAAAUGUGAAGGCCAAGAUCCAAGACAAAGAAGGUAUUCCCCCAGACCAGCAGAGGUUGAUCUUUGCUGGUAAGCAGUUGGAGGAUGGUCGCACUCUUUCUGACUACAACAUCCAGAAGGAAUCUACACUUCAUCUCGUUCUCAGACUGCGAGGAGGUAUGCAAAUAUUCGUCAAAACCCUCACAGGAAAGACUAUCACCCUAGAAGUUGAACCUUCAGACACCAUUGAGAAUGUUAAGGCUAAGAUCCAGGAUAAGGAAGGCAUCCCCCCAGACCAGCAGAGGUUGAUCUUUGCUGGUAAGCAGCUAGAGGAUGGCCGAACACUUUCCGACUACAAUAUCCAGAAGGAAUCUACACUACAUCUUGUUCUCCGUCUUCGUGGUGGUAUGCAGAUUUUCGUCAAAACCCUCACUGGUAAGACCAUCACACUUGAGGUUGAACCUUCAGAUACAAUUGAAAAUGUGAAGGCCAAGAUCCAAGACAAGGAAGGUAUCCCCCCAGACCAGCAGAGAUUGAUCUUUGCUGGGAAGCAGUUGGAGGAUGGUCGUACACUUUCUGACUACAACAUCCAGAAGGAAUCUACACUCCACUUGGUACUGCGUCUUAGAGGAGGUAUGCAGAUCUUUGUGAAAACCCUUACAGGAAAGACCAUUACCCUAGAAGUUGAACCUUCAGACACCAUUGAGAAUGUUAAGGCCAAGAUCCAAGACAAGGAAGGUAUCCCUCCAGACCAGCAGAGAUUGAUCUUUGCUGGUAAGCAGUUGGAGGAUGGUCGCACUCUUUCUGACUACAACAUCCAGAAGGAGUCUACACUUCAUCUUGUUCUCAGACUGCGAGGAGGUAUGCAAAUAUUCGUCAAAACUCUCACAGGCAAGACUAUCACCCUAGAAGUUGAACCUUCAGACACCAUUGAGAAUGUUAAGGCCAAGAUCCAAGACAAGGAAGGUAUCCCUCCAGACCAGCAGAGAUUGAUCUUUGCUGGUAAGCAGUUGGAGGAUGGUCGUACACUUUCUGACUACAACAUUCAGAAAGAGUCCACACUUCACUUGGUACUUCGUCUCCGUGGAGGUAUGCAAAUCUUCGUCAAAACUCUCACUGGCAAGACCAUCACACUUGAGGUAGAGCCUUCAGACACCAUUGAAAAUGUGAAGGCCAAGAUCCAAGACAAGGAAGGUAUCCCCCCAGACCAGCAGAGAUUGAUCUUUGCUGGUAAGCAGUUGGAGGAUGGUCGUACACUUUCUGACUACAACAUUCAGAAAGAGUCCACACUUCACUUGGUACUUCGUCUCCGUGGAGGUAUGCAAAUCUUCGUCAAAACUCUCACAGGCAAAACUAUCACCCUAGAAGUCGAGCCUUCAGAUACCAUUGAGAAUGUUAAGGCCAAGAUCCAAGACAAGGAAGGUAUUCCCCCAGACCAGCAGAGAUUGAUCUUUGCUGGUAAGCAGUUGGAGGAUGGUCGUACACUUUCUGACUACAACAUCCAGAAAGAAUCUACACUACAUUUGGUUCUCAGGCUUCGUGGUGGUCAGUAAAGUAUUCCGGAUGAAAUGUUCAAAUUUCCUUUAAUUUCUUAAAACUACGCUUAUGGCAUAGCUGUUUGCACAUUAGCCGAUUCCUUUAAUAUGUAGAUGGAAGAGAUUUAAUUUCUUUUGCACAUGGAUAUUAUUUUUUACUUUUUAUAAUGUGCUAGCCGAACCAAAUAAACACUAUUAAGAUUA
Messenger RNA from Homarus americanus (American lobster), 2143 nucleotides. RefSeq names its product polyubiquitin-C. Gene Ontology annotation, cellular component: nucleus; cytoplasm. The transcript has 2 exons. Bases 356 to 1957 code for a protein of 533 amino acids. Gene Ontology annotation, molecular function: ubiquitin protein ligase binding; protein tag activity. Lineage: Eukaryota; Metazoa; Arthropoda; Malacostraca; Decapoda; Nephropidae. Gene Ontology annotation, biological process: protein ubiquitination; modification-dependent protein catabolic process. The record is from RefSeq and is a predicted model, not a curated record.